Molecule: messenger RNA, 1482 nt
Organism: Penicillium salamii
Lineage: Eukaryota; Fungi; Ascomycota; Eurotiomycetes; Eurotiales; Aspergillaceae
Source: the annotation of a GenBank genome assembly
AUGUAUACGAAUCGCACAAGAUCCGGCUCUCUGGUGCCUAAAGAAGUGACCUGGCCCCUGUUCUGCCAGUUCCUUGCCCGCUUCAACGAUAUCAUGGAUAACGAAGUUUCGGGACGAUAUCAUUACGGAGAGAUCCGAUUGACCCGACUGAACUAUUACGCGCCCAUUCUGUUGGGAAGAAGCCAUUAUCAGCGUGUGAAUCAUCAAUAUCGAGCGUACUUUGCUCGAAUUCAAGGCCCCGUGAUGUCUGCAUUUGCAUUUUUCUCGAUCCUCCUGAACUGUAUGCAGGUCAGCCUCGCGGCCUCUGAUUUUGAUGAGAGAUAUUCGAGUGCCCUGUUAUUUGCAUGUUGCUACUGUCUCAGUACCCUGAUUGGAUGUGUGACCGGCGUCCUAUCACUGAUGUUGGCCGCUGCAUUCGAUAAAAGCCCCGAGACAGUCCAGACACUGCUUGGAGCUGGCGCCGAUGUCAACGCUCAGGGUGGUAUAUAUGGGUUACCUCUCCUGGCAGCUAUUCAUGAGGGCUAUGUUGAUCACGUUCGAAUUCUUCUUCAGGCUGGAGCAGAUUCACUGCUUGCAGAUGAACUCGGCCACACUCCCCUUCACAUUGCAGCUUCAAAAAAUAAGCUGCAUAUCCUCCGUCGGUUCCCACAACUGCUGUCAGCCCUCAACAACCGUAGUGGUUUCUUGCAAACUCCUCUCCACCUUGCGGUUUGCCUAGGUCACAUUGAAUUUGCUAUUGGGCUUCUUAAUUCUGGUGCCGAUCUUUCCCUCCCAGAUGGUUAUGGGAAACAUGUUAUGGACUGGGCGUCCGGUCAUCAAGCUCUACUGCAGGAAAUACACAAUUACUGCCCUCCCCUUGUGCUUACGCCUCCUGAUACUCAAGAGCGAUCUGUUCAUCGGUCCCUCUACGAACUUAUCGAUUCCCAUCCAUAUUCCAAAUCCAAGUCUUUAUGGCCCAUUCUGCAACAAUUAGGCCGCUUUUUCUUGUUUCUUGGCCAAUUCGACAACGCGCGCUAUCUCUUUCAGCUCCAUCUGUGUCGGGAUGAUUCCUCCAAAACGGAUAUCUGGCAGAUCUCCUGCAACAUGUGCAACCAGAUUAUCACCGGAACACGCUUUAUAUGCCGACUGUGCGCGUGUAUGGAUCUUGGUUCCUCCUGCGUACACAAGUACCCUUGCCAUAGCCGAUUGCAUCCAAACCAAGAGCACGAAGUCUUCGAAGUAUCCAAAGUCCCUGAUUCAAACCUCCAACUCACUGGGCUGGCAUCAGGGCGCUUGACGCAUUUCCUAAGCAAUUUUAUUCAUGAACGUUUUGGUCAAAUCGCCAAUCAAUCUGAGAUAGAGGUAUCAAAGGAUUCCGUGAUUUCUCCGGCACUGAACAAGGCAGAUCUUGUUCCAAAUCUCCCUUUCAGCUUGGUAACACGAAUCUUUGCAAUCUUAUUCGGGGUUUCAGCCGCUGUUUUAGGGGCUUGGUAUUUUUAUUAA